Molecule: messenger RNA, 975 nt
Organism: Sparassis crispa
Lineage: Eukaryota; Fungi; Basidiomycota; Agaricomycetes; Polyporales; Sparassidaceae
Exons: 4
Coding region: 1-975 (324 amino acids)
Source: RefSeq, a predicted model, not a curated record
AUGUCUAUUACAUCUAACGAUUCUCGGCCUCUAGUGCUCGUCUUUGGCGGCACAGGCCAUACAGCGGUAGUAAUCAUCAAUGCUCUCGUGAAGUCCGGAGCAUUCCGCGUCGCUACGGCCGUCCGCGCAUCUUCUCUCUCCAAGCCUGUGGUUGUCGAAUAUAGGAGGGACGAUGUCGACAUUCGGGAAGCAGACAUCGAUGACGGCGUGGAAAAGCUGGCCAAGGUGUUGGAUGGUGUAGACGUACUCAUCAGCACGAUCAAUGCAGAGAAGAUCUUUGACCAGCGCGACCUCUUUGCCGCUGCAAAGCAGGUCGGUGUCAAGAGGGUUAUUCCAUGCGACUUCGGGACUCCCGGAGCGCGGGGAGUCCGCCACUUGCACGAUGAGAAACUUGAAAUACACGAGUACAUCCAGAGCCUUGGUCUUGGAUAUACCUUUAUCGACAUCGGCUGGUGGAUGCAAAUUACCCUCCCCUGCAGUUCUCCAAGCAAGUCCCCCGUGCUUAGCAUGAGCCGCGAGCUUUACAACGGUGGUAUGAAGAAGAUGCUCGUCACUAACCUCGACAAUGUCGGGGAGUAUGUGGCACGCAUCAUCACUGAUGAGCGCACGCUCAACCAUUCCGUGCUUAUCUGGGAGGACCAGGUAACGGGUUGGGAUGCCAAGGAGAUCGGAGCCAAAGUGAGCGGAGAAGGGUCGACCCUCAUGGAGACCAUCGUGCACGUAUCCGCGAACGAGAUUCUCAAGCGAGCUGCGGCAGCUAAAGAAGAGUUUGUACAGACGCAUGCUUUCGCCUCUCGUGCAACCUGGUCUUGGUACGAAUACCAAUACAGCAUCCACGUCCUCGGUGAGAACUGCUUGGAGAACGCGCAGGCGUUGGGUUAUCUUGACUUCCGCGAGCUGUACCCCGACGUCAUCCCGGAUAUUCUGGAGGAGUACGCGAGAAAGUUCUACGAGAGCGGGUUUGUCUACUUCUAA